Manacus vitellinus (golden-collared manakin) is the source of this 7069-nucleotide messenger RNA. It is a transcript of the gene KAT6A, whose product is annotated as lysine acetyltransferase 6A. Lineage: Eukaryota; Metazoa; Chordata; Aves; Passeriformes; Pipridae. Gene Ontology annotation, cellular component: nucleosome; MOZ/MORF histone acetyltransferase complex. Gene Ontology annotation, biological process: regulation of DNA-templated transcription; nucleosome assembly. The record is from RefSeq and is a predicted model, not a curated record. Gene Ontology annotation, molecular function: histone acetyltransferase activity; DNA binding.
AGUGAGGAUAAAACCUGAAGUAUUACUUGAGUAUUUCAGAGCUGUAGUAGUGGCUUAAAACUCUGCUAUAUGUUUAAUGAAUUAAUAUUGUCUGCUGCUUUUUUUUUUCCUUCUUAACUGUUCUUUGGAAACAUCUCUCUCCUUGUUUUCUUCCAGGCCUAACGUUACAGUUCUUGUGAUUGUGAGUGUGCAGAUCAGAAGCUGAGCGUGCACACAGAUGAUGUUCGGGCCGAGGGGGUUGCCUCAGAGCAGACAAGGUGCAUGCUAUGGUUAGCUGCCUCCCCGCGCUCGAGGGGCUGUUUUCUCGUCGCGUGGCGCUCGCUCAGCCCCGGGAGAAAGGAUAACGACUCUAUGGAUAUACAGAAUCCUUCACCAUGGUAAAACUCGCCAACCCGCUGUACACAGAGUGGAUUUUGGAGGCAAUCAAAAAGGUAAAGAAGCAGAAACAGCGGCCUUCGGAGGAGAGGAUAUGCAAUGCAGUGUCGUCUUCUCAUGGCUUGGACCGCAAAACUGUUCUGGAACAGUUGGAGCUGAGUGUUAAAGAUGGAACGAUUUUAAAAGUGUCCAACAAGGGUCUCAACUCCUACAAGGAUCCUGAUAAUCCUGGGAGAAUAGCACUUCCGAAGCCUCGGAAUCAUGGCAAGUUGGAUGGUAAACCAAAUGUGGACUGGAAUAAACUCAUCAAGCGGGCGAUCGAGGGCUUGGCUGAGUCCAGUGGCUCAUCCCUGAAGAACAUUGAGCGCUUUCUGAAAGGUCAGAAAGAUGUGUCUGCAUUGUUUGGGGGCAGUGCUGCCUCCAUUUUUCACCAGCAAUUACGGUUAGCUGUCAAACGUGCUGUUGGCCAUGGCAGGCUCCUUAAAGAUGGACCUCUCUACCAGCUCAACACUAAAGCAACUACUAAUGCUGAUGGGAAGGAGAGUUUUGAGUCUCUUUCCUGUCUCCCUCCAGUGUGUCUCCUUCCCCAUGAAAAGGAUAAGCCUGUUGCUGAACCAAUUCCAAUUUGCAGUUUCUGCCUUGGUACAAAAGAGCAAAAUCGGGAGAAGAAACCUGAAGAGCUCAUCUCUUGUGCUGACUGUGGCAACAGUGGCCAUCCGUCCUGCCUGAAGUUCUCCCCGGAGCUGACGGUGCGAGUGAAGGCCCUGCGGUGGCAGUGCAUCGAGUGCAAGACCUGCAGCUCCUGUCGAGACCAGGGCAAGAAUGCUGAUAACAUGCUCUUUUGUGACUCCUGCGACCGUGGCUUUCACAUGGAAUGCUGCGACCCUCCUCUCACCAGGAUGCCAAAAGGUAUGUGGAUAUGUCAGAUCUGUCGGCCCCGGAAGAAAGGAAGGAAACUGUUACAGAAGAAGGCAGCCCAGAUCAAGAGACGCUAUGCCAACCCCAUAGGGCGGCCCAAGAACAGGCUAAAGAAUCAAAACACAGCGUCCAAAGGCCCCUUCAGCAAAGUCCGCGCGGGGCCCGGUCGGGGCCGGAAGCGCAAGAUCGCCCUGUCCGGCCAGUCAGCAGGGGCAGAAGGGGGGUACCUGGAGCAGGCAGAUGUCCUGGACUUCUGCAGAGAUGGCAGCAACACCCUGAAGUUCAACAAGAAAACCAAAGGGCUCAUAGAUGGCCUUACUAAAUUCUUCACUCCCUCCCCUGACGGACGGAAAGCUCGAGGGGAGGUGGUCGACUAUUCUCAGCAGUACAGGAUCAGGAAAAAGGGUACCAGGAAAUCUAGCACUUCAGAAUGGCCCACAGACAAUCAGGAUGGCUGGGAUGGAAAACAAGAAAAUGAGGACCGUUUUUUUGGGAGCCAGGAUGUCUUAAAUGAAAAAGACAUGGAGUUGUUCAGAGAUAUUCAGGAACAAGCACUGCAGAAAGUAGGGGUGACUGGGCCUCCCGACCCACAGGUCCGCUGCCCUUCUGUCAUUGAGUUUGGCAAAUAUGAGAUCCAGACCUGGUAUUCCUCCCCAUAUCCCCAGGAGUACUCGAGGCUACCUAAGUUGUACCUUUGUGAAUUCUGUCUAAAGUAUAUGAAAAGCAGAACUAUUCUCCAACAGCAUAUGAAAAAAUGUGGCUGGUUUCAUCCUCCAGCCAAUGAAAUUUACAGGAAAAACAAUAUUUCAGUCUUUGAGGUUGAUGGCAAUGUCAGCACUAUCUACUGCCAGAAUUUGUGCUUGUUAGCCAAGCUCUUCUUGGACCACAAGACUCUCUAUUACGACGUGGAGCCAUUUCUUUUCUACGUGCUGACACAGAACGAUGUCAAGGGCUGUCACCUUGUUGGCUACUUUUCCAAGGAAAAACACUGCCAACAGAAGUACAACGUUUCCUGUAUAAUGAUUCUUCCACAAUACCAGCGUAAGGGCUAUGGCAGGUUCCUCAUCGACUUCAGCUAUUUGCUUUCCAAGCGUGAGGGUCAGGCAGGAUCCCCAGAGAAGCCCCUGUCAGACCUGGGGCGCCUCUCAUACAUGGCUUAUUGGAAAAGUGUAAUAUUGGAGUGCCUUUAUCAUCAACGUGACAAGCAAUUAAGCAUCAAGAAACUGAGCAAGCUGACUGGGAUCUGCCCCCAAGAUAUCACUUCCACCCUCCAUCACCUGCGAAUGCUCGACUUCCGCAGUGACCAGUUCGUGAUCGUGCGCCGGGAGAAGCUGAUCCAGGAGCACAUGGCCAAGCUCCGGAGCAACGUCCGGCCCAUCGACGUGGACGCCGAAUGUCUGCGCUGGACGCCCGUCAUCGUCUCCAACUCCGUGGUCUCUGAGGAUGAAGAGGAGGAAACUGAGGAUGGUGAAAAUGAGGAGCAACAACAGCAGAAAGAAAAGGAUCCAGAGACCAGUAUGGUAAAAUCUGUGUCAUGGGAGAAGAAGGAGCAGGAGCCUUACUCACCUACAGAGAGCGAAAAAAAGCCAGACAUCGUCGCUCCGGCCAACUCUGCACGACCAGACAAGCACAUUUUCCCCCUGGACAGUCUUCCUGCCAACAGCCAGCCCUCCCGGAGGGGGCGAUGGAACCGCAAGAGCAAAAAGCUGCGCGAGCCCUUCUGUGAGAAGGAGCCGGCCCUGGCCGGGGAGGACAAGGCCGCGGUGCCCGGCGGGAGGUGCAGCGAGUGCGAGGAGAAGUCGGCGGCCUCACGGGGCCGCUGCAGUGACUGCGAGGAGAAGUCGGCGGCCCUGCAAGGGAGGUGUGGGGAGUGUGAGGAGAAGUCUCCAGCCUUGAGAGGCCGCUAUGCUGAGGAUGAGGAGAAAUCCCCGGGUUCCCAGGGACAGUACGGCAAAGGGGAGAAGGCGGCAGUUCCCCGCCGGCGGCACAGCGAGGGCAUGGAGAGGUGGAGGGGGCAGCUGAAGAAGAACACGGAGCCCCCCAAGUGUCGAUUCCCAGAGGACUGUGACAGGUUACCCCGGCGCUACAGCGACAGCGACAGGGCACUGCUGAGGUGUUUCAGUGAGAGCAGCGAAGAGGAGGACGAUGAGCCCGUGAGCCCUCGGUCAAGCUCUCCCCCCGUCCUCACCAAGCCAACACUGAAACGGAAGAAGCCCAUCCUGCACCGGAAGAGGCGGGUCCGCAAGCGCAAGCACCACAACAGCAGCGUGGUCACCGAGACCAUCUCCGAGACCACCGAGGUGCUGGAUGAGCCCUUCGAGGACUCCGACUCCGAGCGGCCCAUGCCCCGGUUAGAGCCCACCUUUGAGAUCGAGGAGGAGGAAGAGGAGGAGGAGGACGAAGAGGAGGAGAGUGAACUUCUGUCCAGUGGAUACUUUCGGCACUUAGCCCCAGCAGACACGCUCAGGCACAGACCCUCUUCCAAGAGGAAGUCCAAAGACGAGGAGGAGUCUGAUGACAAUACUGGUAACCCCCCUCUGAAACCGUUGUCUAUGCUGAGGAAAUGCGAAGCAAAGGAUUCUUCACUGGAGCCAGAUACUUCCACACCCCUGAAAAAGAAGAAGGGAUGGCCAAAAGGGAAAAGCCGAAAACCAGUCCACUGGAAGAAAAGACCUGGUCGAAAACCAGGUUUUAAACUGACCCAGGAAGAGGUGCCACCACCAGUUCAGGAUGAGGGAGCUGAUGAAGCAGCAGCUAAUUCAAAACCAGGGCGUAAGCCCAAAAUUUCAGAUAAAGAAGAGUGUGUUGAGCAGAAAGAAGACCUGCCUCUCCUUGAGGAAAGGAAAGAGGAAGAUGUGAACAUGGAAGCAGAAGAGGUAGGAGAGGGAGAAGAGGAAGAUAUAGCCAGCAAUGAAGUAAGAGCAGUUUCUCCUGUGGACAGCAACAGCAGUCCAGUGCCAGAAGUAAAAGAGCCUGAGAUAGAAGAGGAGGUAGAGGAGAAGCCACGGGUUUUAGAAGAGCAGAGGCAAUCAGAAGAAGAGCAGCAAGAACUCGAUGAACCUGAGCACGACCAUGAGGAAGAGGAGGAAGUUGCAGUAGUGACAAAUGAAAAUGAAGAUCACGACGCUGACGACGAAGAUGAUGGUCAUCUGGAGUCAGUGAAGAAAAAAGAAUUGGAGGAACAGCCUGUUAGAGAAGGGGUCAAGGAAGAGCCUCAGGGGCAAGAAUGUUUUUUAGAAACAAGCAUACCAAGCAGUAGAGAAGAUGCAAAAGAAAAGGAUGAAGCAGAGGCAGAUUCUGAGGAAGAGCAGGCUUCCAACGAGACAUCAGUGGGCUCAGAGCACGUCCCUGGGUCUGAGGAUGAUCACGAAGAAGAACAAAGUAAUAAAGAAGGGUUAAUUGAAUUAAAGGAAGAGGAAGAGAUUCCUCAUAGUGAACUAGAUCUUGAAACUGUUCAAGCAGUCCAGUCCUUGACACAGGAGGAAAGCAAUGAGCACGAUGUAGCUUACCAGGACUGUGAGGAAACUCUUGCAGCUUGUCAGACUUUGCAGAGUUACACCCAGACCGAGGAGGACCCUCAGAUAUCAAUGGUUGAAGACUGCCAGGCCUCAGAACACAACAGUCCAAUAUCCUCUGUUCAGUCCCACCCCAGCCAGUCUGUGCGUUCUGUCAGCAGCCCAAACGUGCCUGCUCUGGAGAGCAGCUACACCCAGAUCAGUCCUGAGCAAGGAUCCCUGUCCGCACCCUCUAUGCAGAACAUGGAGACCAGCCCCAUGAUGGAUGUGCCUUCAGUAUCGGACCACUCCCAGCAGGUGGUGGAUAGUGGCUUCAGUGACCUUGGCAGCAUUGAGAGCACUACAGAGAAUUAUGAAAACCCCAGCAGCUACGACUCCACUAUGGGAGGCAGCAUUUGUGGAAAUAACUCUUCCCAGAGCAGCUGUUCCUACGGAGGACUGUCUUCUUCCAGCAGCCUCACUCAGAACAGUUGUGUUGUCACUCAGCAAAUGGCAAACAUUGGCAGCAGUUGCAGCAUGAUGCAGCAAAACACUGUCCAGCCUGCAGCAAACUGUAAUAUCAAGUCACCUCAGAGCUGUGUGGUGGAAAGGCCCCCGAGUAACCAGCAACCAACGACACAGCCCCAGCAGCAGCAGCCUCAGUCCCAGCAGCCCCAGCCCCCCCCUCCGCCGCAGCAGCAACCGCCGCUGUCCCAGUGUAGCAUGAACAACAGCUUCACCCCGGCCCCCAUGAUCAUGGAGAUCCCCGAGUCGGGCAGCACCGGUAACAUCAGCAUCUACGAGAGGAUCCCGGGGGAUUUCGGCGCCGGGAGCUAUUCCCAGCCCUCGGCCACGUUCAGCUUAGCCAAGCUGCAGCAGCUGACCAACACCAUAAUGGACCCCCACGCCAUGCCUUAUAGCCAUUCUCCUGCCGUGACCUCCUAUGCAACCAGCGUCUCUCUGUCCAACACGGGGCUGGCCCAGCUGGCCCCCUCCCACCCCCUGGCCGGCGCCCCGCAAGCACAAGCCACCAUGACCCCCCCGCCCAACCUGGCCUCCACCACCAUGAACCUCACGUCGCCGCUGCUGCAGUGCAACAUGUCGGCCACCAACAUCGGGCUGCCGCACGCGCAGCGCCUGCAGGGCCAGAUGCCCGUCAAGGGGCACCUCUCCAUCCGCUCCAAGUCGGCGCCGCUGCCCUCGGCGCCCGCGCACCAGCAGCAGCUGUACGGGCGCAGCCCCCCGGCCGUGGCCAUGCAGGCGGGGCCGCGCGCCCUGGCCGUGCAGCGCGGCAUGAACAUGGGGGUCAACCUGAUGCCCACCGCCCCCUACAACGUGAACUCCAUGAACAUGAACACCCUGAACGCCAUGAACAGCUACCGCAUGACGCAGCCCAUGAUGAACAGCAGUUACCAUAGCAACCCUGCCUACAUGAACCAGACAGCACAGUAUCCUAUGCAGAUGCAGAUGGGAAUGAUGGGGAGCCAGGCCUAUACCCAGCAGCCUAUGCAGCCAAACCCUCACGGGAACAUGAUGUACACUGGCCCCUCCCAUCACAGCUACAUGAACGCUGCCGGGGUGCCCAAGCAGUCCCUCAAUGGACCAUACAUGAGAAGAUGAGCAAGAUGAACUUGCGUCCUAAAAACUGAAAUAUAUAUAAAUAAAGGAACCUUUUAUACUGACAAACCAGAGAAAAUGGACCUUUUUCCAGUUAAAAUAUUGCUGUAGAUUUAGAGGGAUUUUCUUUGGUUUAUUUUAUUUUUUAGGAAGCCUGGUCUUUAUUUUUUUGAUUUUUUUUUUUGUUUGUUUAUUUGUUUGUUUUUGUUUUCUUCACAAUCCUCAAACAUUUUACAGCUAAAAUCAUUUACAGAUGUUUUUUAGAGAGGAAAACAUGCACAAAAUCUUUUCAUAAUUUAAAAAGAGCCUUACUUUGCUGACAAAGUGGACAGACUAUGUGUAACAGUGAAAUCAUGUUCCUAAAUUUUUUAAAAAAUGUAUGUCCUUCUCCCUCCCCUGUGCCCCUCUGUAUGCAGUUUCUAGUGCUGCAGCCAUGUAAAAUGUUUGACAUCUCAAAGAAUAACAACCCUUCCCUCUAAACCCCACUUAGCAUUUCCUACUUCUAGCAGGAGGCACUUAUUGGGAGACUUGGAAGGGGACACAGAGGAUAAAUGAAGAUCUUUAUUUCUGCAAGUCAGGAAAAAAUUUUAAUCUUGUAUUUUCCCUGACUCCCUCACCCUCAGUAAAAUUUGGAGUUAGGUGUAAACAAUAAACUAUUCACAUUG